This is a messenger RNA of Calidris pugnax (ruff), 576 nucleotides long. Its product is annotated as Ig heavy chain Mem5-like. Lineage: Eukaryota; Metazoa; Chordata; Aves; Charadriiformes; Scolopacidae. Gene Ontology annotation, molecular function: immunoglobulin receptor binding; antigen binding. Gene Ontology annotation, biological process: complement activation, classical pathway; positive regulation of B cell activation; defense response to bacterium. Gene Ontology annotation, cellular component: blood microparticle; external side of plasma membrane; immunoglobulin complex, circulating. The record is from RefSeq and is a predicted model, not a curated record. The transcript has a single exon. The annotation marks the transcript as partial.
UGCCCGGGCUCCAGCUUCACCUUCAGCAGCUUCGGCAUGGAAUGGAUUCGACAGGCGCCCGGGAAGGGGCUGGAGUUGGUCGCAGCUAUUAGCAAGGAUGGUGGUUACACAAACUACGCGCCGUCGGUGAAGGGUCGCUUCACCAUCUCCAGGGACAACUCCCAGAGCACGGUCACGCUGCAGAUGAAGAGCCUCAAGGAGGACGACACGGCCACCUACUACUGCGCCAAAGAAGCUGGUGCUGGUGGUGCUGGUUAUUGUGGUGGCCCCGACCCCCACAUCGUGACCAAACUCUCUGCCCUGCUCUGUGGAGAUCUCACCUGGAGCCCUUUGUCCGGCUCUGGAGUCCUCAGCCCAGGAAGGACGGACAUGGCAGCCACAACCUCAUUGAGCCCCAACAUCCCUCAGCUCUUCCCCCAAAUCUCAGCACCUCCCGAAACCCCAGACUGGACUCUUCCCCCCAGCCCAGACCCCUGCACCCAACCCAGCUCCUUGCCCUCAGCCUCGGCCAUUGUCCCCAAGACCGUUCUUCUUCCACCCAGUGAAGGCCCCCACAGCCUGGACCUCCUAAUGGUG